AUAAAUACUCCUAAUUUUAAACAUUUUUUCAUAUCUCUUCUCCAAUUCUUCCUAAAUCAUAUUCUUAACUCUCUAAUUCUCUUAUUCUCCAAUAUAUUAUAUUUAUUAUUUAUAUAUCUACUUUAUAGUUUAUACUAGGGUUGGACUCGGGCCGGGUGGCCCGACCCAGAACCGGCCCAGGAUCGGUACUGUUCCGGCCCGGCCCGAACCGGUGGCCCGGUCAGUGACCGGUCCCGGUAGGCCUGACCCGGUGGGUUUCCGGUCUGGGCUCGGGUCACCCACAACAAGGCCCGGCCCGGCCAGGCCCGGGCCCCGUUCGGGCCAAAUUUAUUUAUUUUUGGUUAUUUUCUUUUGUUUGGGCUCCAUCGGGUUGGGCUUGAUGUUUAGGAGGGGUUUGGGGGUGGGGGGGUGAGGGGGGGGGGGUCAGGGAUGGGUAGCUAAGCAAAAAAAAAAAAUUAACCAAACCCGAGGCCCGGCCCGGCCCGGACCCGGUGGCUACCCGGGCCGGUCCCGGGUCCAGCUAUAUAGAACCGCCGGCCCGACCGGGCCUAGGCCCGGCCCAGGCCCGACCCAGCCCGAGUCCAACCCUAGUUUAUACUUAAGAAGUUAAGAUGGAAAAUCAAGAUGCCAUUAUACGGUAUAAUUUUGAUAAGCAGAAGGACCCGAAGACCGGGAUGUGGUACGCAAUUUGCAAAUGGUGCGAGAAAAAAUGUAGCAUGGGGGUUUCUGGCGGAUUCGGGAUGGCAAUCAAGCAUAUGAAGUCAUCUGACAAAGCCAAAGGAUCGGGAGGACGGUCAUGUGUGGCACUUAGACUCAGGAUGCUCAACCCACAUGACCGGAAUAAAGCACCUUUUGAGCAACUACACCAACUGCUACGGAGGCAAUGUCAGAUUCGGGAAUGACGCCUCAUCUCCUAUCCUUGGGUAUGGGGACGUCGUCUGUGCCAGUGUCACAAUAAAAGAUGUUUCAUUCGUCAAAGGGCUCAAACACAACUUACUGAGCAUUGGACAAUUCUGUGACAACGGGAUGGAAGUGAGGUUCUUUGCAAAACAAUGCUGUGUUCUUGACAGCACAGGAAAUACAUUAUUAACGUGUUACAGAACAUCAAAUCUGUACACUAUUGAUCUGAAAAGCGUCCAAUCCACCACUUCCAUUUGUCUGCUGUCCAAAGCUUCAACUGAACAGAACAACCUAUGGCACAAACGUCUCUCCCAUCUGAACUUCAAACAUCUAUCAACCUUGUCCUCCAAGAAACUUGUGAAGGGGCUUCCUCUGCUAAAGUCUUCCGCUGAAAAUCAUUGUAGUGCCUGCAAAAUGGGCAAAAUGACGCGAAGCUCCCACAAGUCAAAAACUGAACCUUCAUCUACUCAUCAGUUGCAGCUAAUUCACAUGGAUCUGUGUGGACCUAUGAGAGUACAAAGCAUCAACGGUCGCAAAUACACUCUGGUGAUCGUUGAUGACUUCUCUAGGUAUACAUGGACAAAAUUUCUUCGAUCAAAAGACGAAGCUGCGGAAAACAUUAUGACCUUUAUCAGGACCAUCCAGAAACUGCUACAUCACAGUGUUCGAAUUGUGAGAACUGACAAUGGUACCGAGUUUAAAAAUCAGACACUCACUGAGUUCUAUGAAUCACUCGGUAUCACUCAGCAAUUUGCAGCAGCUAAAACUCCCCAGCAGAACGGAGUUGUUGAGAGAAAGAACAGAACCCUUGUUGAAGCAGCACGCACCAUGUUAAUCCAAUCAAGACUGCCUCACUUCAUGUGGGCAGAGGCAAUCAAUACCGCGUGCUUCACUCAGAACAGAACCUUCAUCCACAAGCGCUUCGACAAGACUCCAUAUGAGAUCCUAUUUAACAAUUGGUAUCAGAGCCGAUCGAGAACGAUUAGAAGAACUCCUGCAGAAUACUCUGUUUUUUGUUAACGUAGUUCAUUCUGUCGAAUUUUUGCUCUGUAAUUUUGUUUCUUGUUCAAAAUUUGUAAAAGUUACACCUUUGGAAUCGCCUCUUCAAAGCGAUCAAAGGGUAUACUUCAGUUUGUGUUUUACGCAAUUUUUGAUUUCGAGAUAUCUCGAGCUAGGCAUCUCGACAUCCUAUUUCUUUACAGGUUCUGCUACGUUUUUUGAGCUGAAAACUUUACCAGAAGAUCUCGACAUUCAACUCUACAGGAAACUAUCUUCAGAUUUUGAUUAUCUGAUUUUUACAGGUUG
This is a messenger RNA of Cuscuta europaea, 2205 nucleotides long. Lineage: Eukaryota; Viridiplantae; Streptophyta; Magnoliopsida; Solanales; Convolvulaceae. The record is from the annotation of a GenBank genome assembly.